GGGGUGGGUUUUCCCAAUUUGGGAAAUAUCUCUCUCUCUUUGUGAGCUGGGCCAUGGACACUAGUCAAGUGCUGUAUGUGUUACAUGUGUUCGUCCUGCCGGUUUACUCUUAGUUUACUAGUUUGAGUAGUUUCACUUUCUAUUUCUGUCCAUGAUUACUGGAAACAAAUCACAGAUAUACUCAGAUUAUUUGUGCAGUGUCAAUCCAGCAGCAUCAAAAUUUAAGGUUAAUGCUGUGUGACCCUGUCUCACUUCUGCAUUCACCAUGCCAAAGACAAGAAGGAGGAGUGUAAAGGAUGAGAAGAUGGAGAGGAAUCUUGAGACAGUUCAAAGUUUGACGGAUAGGGAGCUGAGAGAUGAACUCUCGUAUUACAAAAUUUCAGCAGCUAUUACAGCUUCAACAAGAGGGGCAUAUGAAAAGAAGUUGGCAAAUCUGAUGACAAAUCCUCCAGCCCCACCCCCAAGACAAGAGGAGGAAGAAGAGGAGGAGGAGGAGGAGGAAGAAGAAGAGGAAGAAGAAGAGGAAGAAUUCAGUGAUUCUGAACCAGAAGAAAUUCAAACUCCCAGGAUAUCUGCACGAGGAGAUGCUAGAGAGAGGCAAACUCCUGCCACCACCAGACGUCGAGCAGCAGCAGCAGAGGAGAGAGUAGACCAAGAACAACAAACCAGUCCAAGGAAGACGGAGGUUGUCAUUGAAGAAGAGGGCGGUAUAUCAUUCUGGGUCCAGCUUCUCAUCCUUCUCUUCAUCGCUUCCGUUGUCUUUUUGAUUUGGUAUUUUAGCCAGGACAGACAAGAUGGCGGCUCCACUCCUGGAGUCACGCAAGUUUAAAUAAUGGUCCAAUAUUCUGUUGUCUGUUCCUCAGGUUAUUUCUAUUCAGCUUAUCUGCUUUGAGCCAUAAUGGUGCUGUUAACUUGAGUCAAGAGUAAAGUGAUUUGAGUUAUUAACCCAUAUGUUUUCAAAUAUUUCAGCAGAACCCUUCUUUCAGGAACCCUGCCAUAAAAUGGUAUCAGAAUUUGUAUUUUAAUAUUUUUAAAAGAUCUGACAUGACAGUAUAGCCAAACCUAUCGACAUGAAAGGUCACCCAAGGGUAGAAGAAUGAGGUUACUGUUGACGAAUGUUAACUUGGUGGAAAGUGGUUUACAAGUGACCUUUUCAAGACAGCUUCCAACACAUCCUACAAAAUACAUGACUGGAUGCAAGUGACUGUUAAAAAGGAGUUGUCAUUUAGACAUGCUUGAGUGUAUUUUGAUAUGGUAAAGCACUGUUUUCACAGGGGUCAGAGAUAUUUUGUAUGGAUUUGAAUGUCAAUGUCUAAUUUAUGCAACAGAAGAUUUUUUUUAAAAGAUUUGCCAAUUGUUUGCGGUGUCUCUUUGUGUCGCUUUUUGUUCGAAAGAAGUUUAAAGAAUUAAAAUUACUCACGAACAAAAAGCGACCCCCAGGAACAAUAGCGAAGCUACCAAACAUGUAAGGGCACGAUUUAUGCACUUAUUUUAGUUUUGUAAAAUUUGAAUGUUGCCAUUUUUUUACAUUUGCAUUUUUGCAAACUUUCGGAAAACGUUUGAGAGCCCCUUGAAAAUGAUGCUUUACUAUAGAUACAGUUUCUUUAUCUUUCGAACAAGGUUUUUAUGACAUGGUUCUAGACAUUUUGUUGUAAAUAUAAUUUUGUUUCUUUGUAGAUAUAUAGUGUAAUGAGAGAUUGAGGAGAGAUAGGGGGGAGAGAGAGAUCAUUCAGCGUGGAGUGCCCUGAUACCUGUAUUAUAUGUAAGUAUUACUGUUUGGCAGAUAUUAUUGUUGCAGUUUAUUUAUCAUCUAAUUUGCAAAUUAAUCACUGGGAAUGUAAUUUUUGCUGAACAGAAUAUUUCUAGCCAUUGAUUUUGAAAUCAUAACAAACUUGUGCUGUAUCCCACUGGCUACAGUGUGAAUAUGAGCAACAUGGGAUAUACAAAUACCUUGUGAAAAUAUUGUUUUGAUCCGCUACAUCAUUAAGUAUAAUGUUUAAAAAUAUUUUGAUUGGAGAUGACUCCUUUUUUUUUUUAGAACAUAAAUUUUUGUCUGCUAUGACUCAAGUCUCUUUGAAACACUGAAAAAAAAAAAAAAUUUUGUUUCAUAUACUGCCAUUUGUUGUGAGUCAUAAUUUAUGUAUCAUCCCGUUUUUAGGAAGAGAUUUUAAAAAGGGAAAUGGCUAAUUUCAUCAACUGUCUAGCAAUAUGAAAUGAAUCCACUUUGUGCUGCUCUUGAUCAAGGUGAAGUCCAAUUUGAUUAGCACUUAUUUUUCAAAUCAGCAUCUGUAGUAUUUUUAUCGCUGCAUAUUGCCUUUUAAAAUUGAUGUAUCAGUCUCAGUUAUACUUGUAAAUGGAGAUCGAUACAGAAAUUCUACUGUUUAUUUGCUCAUUUGUAUGAGAAAACAAGUCAUUUUGAAGUUUCAAUAACAUAGCCGAAAUGAGGAUAUAAAGGCAAUCCUGUAAAAUAUGUACGUCCGACCCCCUAUAUGUGGGACAUUCAUGAAAUUUUCUGUCACUGAUUUCUUGUUCUUUUGAAAGUCUGUAAUGUUCUCAAAGGACCGUGACGUGGUCAGUUUAUGAAGUGAAGUAAAACUUGAGAAAAAUGGGGUUCGGACGUACAAAAAGGUUGGAUCAUUUUAUUGAAUUGCUCAUAAGGGACUAUUUUCCUUCAGUGUUUUUAAGCAGCUGACUUAAAAUGAAGUAUAUUAUAUAAUUUUAGUACUCUAUUUCAAAGUUAUUGGGCCAAAUUACAAAAUGCGACCAGUCACUUGGUCUAGAAUGGAUCAAGAGCUGAUCAAUGCAUAUUACACAAAUUCAGCUUUAAUGGUAUGGUCAGUAAUACUAUGCUUACAAAGAAAUCCAUGAGAAAGGCUUUUUAUUCUGAUGCUGAUCUAUAGUACUUGAUGACAAAAACCAAAGAAUUAACAUGACAUUAUGGGAGCCAUGAUGUUAUUCAUUUGGUGUUAAAUGGCCAUUUUACUGAAUGUAAAUCAUUGAUAAACUUUCUUGUUCUAUUCCAAGUAAUUUCACCACAUAGAUUUUGGCAUGUGCAAUAGCCACAAAUGAAAUUUUGUAUUGUGAGAUUUGCUCAGAUAUAAAAAAUAAGUAUUUAUUCUACUGAAAUUGAACCUGAAUACUGGGUUAAGAAAUUCUGAUUCUACCUAAAUGGCCAUUUAAAAAGUACCAGAGGAAGAAAUGGCUUUUGCUACUGUAUGGUGUAUAAUGUUCAUGUGCUUCCCUUUUUUUUCUGAUAACAAUAAGAAAAUGAAGUGCAGAUUUACCAUAAUGCUAAGAAGUUGUGCCAAAGUUGAUAUAUAUUUGGUGGCAUACAUGUACUGUUGAAUAUCAUAAUGCUUUGCUGAGUUUGGUCAGGUGUAAUGCUGAAAACAUGGCAGUCUUAUAGGGAAUGAAAAAUGUAAAAUUUAUACUUCAUAAUUCUGCAAUUCACUUUUUUUAUUACCACUGUACAGUAAUAUAGAGUGUUCUAUUUGAAUGUCAAAUGAAAUUGUUGAUUUAUCAGAAUCAUAAUGUAACGUCAAAUUUUAAUUUUGUUCAAUAUUUUAUUGGUUCUGAAAAUAGAAACCUUAAAUCUAAUUAAUGCAACAAUUUGUAAACAGUACAUGUAUGCAAUUUAUUACAUACAUAUAUUUUUUAAUUUGAAGAUCACGGCAUUCCAUGUAAAUGUUCCAUUUUAUUAUCAUUUUUAUUCCAAUUCAUUGGCUCCCUUGAAGGUUUUACUGGCUAUUGAUGAAUGAUGUUUCAUGUGAAGCCAAUGAAUUCAGAUUUUCAAUCCUUGUAAAUAGUUUAUGACAUUAGAUGUCUUCUUCUUUUUGAACUUCUUUCGAGUGAUGUUUUUGGAAUGAUUGAAUGGAUAUUUCUAUCUAGAUGAGAUAUUUAAAUAAAACUUGUACAUAAUACUGCCUUUUACCAAGAA
Lytechinus pictus (painted urchin) is the source of this 3937-nucleotide messenger RNA. Its product is annotated as histone acetyltransferase KAT6B-like. Lineage: Eukaryota; Metazoa; Echinodermata; Echinoidea; Temnopleuroida; Toxopneustidae. The coding region runs from base 266 to 829 and encodes 187 amino acids. The record is from RefSeq and is a predicted model, not a curated record. The transcript has 5 exons.